Marchantia polymorpha subsp. ruderalis is the source of this 3530-nucleotide messenger RNA. NCBI's taxonomy places the organism in Eukaryota, Viridiplantae, Streptophyta, Marchantiopsida, Marchantiales, Marchantiaceae. The record is from the annotation of a GenBank genome assembly.
GGCGCCGCGGCCCGCCAGAGCCGUUCGCGCGCGCCUGCUGCUUUCUUGCGUCCUGUGUCCGCAUCAGCUCCACCAAUUCUGAGCGCAAGAAUUGACGACGAGCAAGCAGAAGCAGAAGCAGGAGCAGUAGGAGCAGACGCAAGCGCAGAAAGGGGCAGAGGAAGAGGAAGAGGGCGUGGAGAGGGAAGGAUCCGGAGGAGAGAGAGAGAGAGAGAGAGAGCGUACGGAAUUGAUUCGUUCUGGGAGUCACUGCAGCGCCUGUGAUGUGAUGGAUGAAUUGGAGGCGAACUAGAGAUCGCUGUCGGGGACGAGAUCGACGAGAAUCCAGCCUCCGGGAUACCUGCGGAGUGUUGUUGUUGUUGCCUGCUGUGGAGGACGAGGACGAGGGCGAGGGCGAGGGCGGACGACGAAGAAGAACGAGAAGCGUCGGAGCUCGUGCGUCGUCGAGGUGAGUGUGGUCUAUGAGUGCUUGCUUGAUCAAAGCUUUCCGAUGCGGACGAAAUUGGUUCCAGCGUAUUUUGCCUCGGACGAACAGAAGCGCAGACAGAGGGGCAAGCUGGCCUUUCGCGUUGGCUCGAUCGCCGGGCAGCAAAAUCGUGGAGUGAUGGGCGGUGAUUCGUUUGGACCUUCUUUGCCUCGAACUGCUUCCGAGGAAGACUACUUCGGUGACGAUUUCGAGCAGUUCGGCUCCACGUCGGGCCUGAUGGAAACCUCAAGCCAACGUCCGUCUUGGAUCGAGCCAGAUGAUCUGAAGUUGAUGCACCGAAUUGGCCGUGGCCUUUUCGGUGAUGUCUGGCUUGCAACUCUUCACAAUUCGACGGAAGAAUUUGACGAAUUUCACGAGGUGGCAGUGAAAAUGAUGCCCCUCAUCGCGGACGAUCGCGUCCGCAUCCUGUUGGCCAAGUUCGAAGCCUUAUUUGAAGCAGCUCAAGGCUUGAACCGUGUCAGUUGGCCUCAAGGAAUUUCCACCAAGAACGGAAAAGCUUGCAUCAUUAUGAAGUUCUACGAGGGAUCAAUUGGAGACAAAAUAGCCAAACUCCCUGGCAACGCUCUCCCUAUCAAAGAUGUUGUGAGAUAUGGUGUGGACCUCGUUCGAGGGAUCAUGGAACUGCAUUCUUGCGGAGUACUGGCCCUAAACUUGAAGCCGUGUAACUAUUUGCUGGAUGAGCAAGACACGGCUGUUCUAGGAGAAUUCGGUAUUCCGUUGCUCUUUUUUGAAAAUUCUGCAACAAAGUCUGAACCAGUUCCAUGGAUGGGGACACCUAAUUACAUGGCUCCAGAGCAGUGGGAUCCAGCCUUGAGAGGUCCAUUGAGCUUCGAGACGGACGCUUGGGGCUUCGCUUGUAGCAUCGUGGAAAUGAUCUCGGGAGUGAAGCCUUGGGCCAAUCUGACUGCGAAUGAGAUUUUAGAGGCCGUCGUUGUCAAACGCGAAAAACCGGCCAUUCCUGCCGGUCUUCCUCCCGGAUUGCACCACAUAUUGAGGGCGUGUUUUGAGUACGACUAUCGUCGGCGCCCUACAUUUGCAGAGAUCCUCCGCGCUUUUACGAGACCAGAUGAACUUUUCCAAGAGGGAGACUGGAUUUGUGUCAGAGACAAGCCUGGUGGUGAUUGUACCAAGAUUGGUAUUGUGAAGGCUGUGAUCGGACCUGACUCCCUGUACUUACAACUAUGCGAUAAGCUGGGAGAGCCUGUCCAGAUAUCUGGAGGUGAUCGCCUUUCAUUAUGGAAGGACAAAUUUCGAACUGGUGAGAGAGUCAAAUUGAAGAACUCUGUUUCCUCUCCCCGCUUUGGCUGGGCGGGAGUACCACAGGUGAGUCAUGAUAAAGAAGCAUUAGUCGUUGGUCUGAAUGACAACGACGGAGUCGUCGUAGUUUCUUUUAGAGGAUCCAAAGAACUUUGGAAAGCUGAUCCAGUCGAAAUCGAACGAGUUUCGGGAGGCUUGGUAGCUGGAGACUGGGUAUUUCUGCGAGGUGGAUGGGCCGUUGAUCCUGAUGCUGCAGCUGCUGAUCAGAGGACAUCAAGGAUUGGAGUGAUACAUCACGUGGCGAGUGAUGGAAAGGUGCAAGUUGCCUUUUUGGGUAGGGAAUGCCUAUGGACUGGAAGUCCACCUGAGUUUGAGAAAGCCGUCCCGCUAUCUAGCGGACAAUUUAUUCGCUUGAGGAAUGACGUCCUCUCACCUCGCUUCCAAUGGCCAGUUAAGGUGCCUGGAAACUGGGAUAUGGGCCGGAUUGUAAACGUCUUGCCUAAUGGAGGUUUAAUGGUAGACUUUCCUGGUCGUUUUAGGAACCGUAAAGGAUGGUGGGCAGAUGCUGAGGAAGUUGAGGUUGUACGGAUUCAAGAAAUCGAAGGAAUUGUGCAGAAAUAUCAGCACAUCGAGUCGAUGCAUUGGGCCAUCCGUCCUGUGGUCUCAUUGCUGGGAUUCCUCAUCGUUGCCCGUGCCGGUAUCGUGGUUGUAAAUGUUAUGACACAUCCAUUUCAGGGUAAGCAGGUACCCAAGGAGGAACCAGCGAGGAAGAUUGAAACGAAAGCUGUUAUCGAUAGCCAUUGCGUGACGAAGGAACCUCAUAAUACAAGCAGUUCGCCAUUGGCUGCGGUGGCUACGCUCAUCUUCGGGGAUAGUAGUUCUAACGGACGAUGAUGAAAGUUCCUCAUGGCACUUGGUGGUCAUCAUGUAUAUAGGUCAAGUUACCGUGUAAUUGCACGAGCAGACACCGUGUUGUAAUGGCCGAACCCAUUCAGGAGAAGGCUUCGCUCGGGAAGAACCGUCUGACAGUCUGAAUAUGGGAUGAUUGUUGAAAACUACCACAGUUGCUUGGCAGAAGCAUCAGGCCUCUUGCAACGCGCUCUGCUUCUUAGGUGACAUUAUCUGCUUGCGAAGAGCGAUGGAGUCGCUUGUCGUUGCUGAAAGUUACUGACAGUCGUAGAACGGCCUUACAAGAGUAUGCGUUGGGAAGUCAUGCAGUUGCUCAUGGACUUAGCGUUCAAAAUGUCACGAUAGCCACUCUCGACGACGAAGUUAUCGUGGAGAGGUAGGAUCCAUGAAGAUAGAACCCUAUAUCAUUCUGUGAAAAAUUGUUUGGUUCGAGAACUCGAGAGUAGUCCGGACAAUGCAUCGUGGCUGCAAACGUAGGUAGCCACAUUUGCCUUGCAAAUUUAGUUUCGCUGGACAAAGAGACAGACAGUUCAUGGGGAGUGAAAGCUUUUUUCUAUCUGUUUAUAAGCCGAGCUUUCUGAAGCGGUCCCCAUGGAUGCAAUAGCUUUGAUAGUUGUGAUGUAACCUUCUGAGGAACAGGAGAUUGCUUAAAGAGGAACAACUAAUGUGGGAAGUCGUAAGUCGUUCAUAUCAGCCAACUUUUGGCAAGAGAGUGAUUCCCGUAGUGUGCGGUAUGGCUACCGGUAUUGCUAGCCAGCCAAACACAUCAUCGGAUGACGAACUCUGCUCGUGCCUGGAAGCUAGCUGGCUCGAUGAGACCUUGUCUCUGCUGUGUAUAUGUAAAGAAAAUGUAUAUAAGCUUUUUAUUCCUUCUGCU